UCUUUGUUUUACAACCUAACCACUGUAAUAGUAAUUCACACAUUCUUUGUUUUUUCUACCUCUAAAUUACAGCUACUAGUAUUAAUUAUUUUUUACGCCGUUUUAACAUGGAUCAAUCUCAGAAAGCCAGUUACCAUGCCGGCGAGGCUAAGGGCCAAGUUCAGGAGAAGACUAGCCAGAUGAUGGACAAAGCUAGAGAUACUGCUCAAUCUGCUAAGGAAUCCAUGCAGGAGACUGGACAGCAGAUGAAGGCUAAGGCACAGGGAGCUGCUGAUGCCGUGAAAGAUUCAGUGGGAGCGAACAAAUGAAGAAUUGGCUUUGAUCCAUCUGAUUUUUAUCAUUUUUCAUUUUUCAUGUAGUUUCUUUUGUUCAUUUUCAUAUUUGCAAAAGAGCUUGUGCAUGUGGUUCUCCUCUUUUAGAAUGUAGAGGGAGACCACUGAUGAAGAGAAUUUCAUUUAGUAUUAUGUUCAGCUCUAGACAAAUUGUAAUUUGAAGGUUUCAAUCCAUGAGUAUUAUCCACCUGGUUAAUUCUUCA
Nicotiana tabacum (common tobacco) is the source of this 535-nucleotide messenger RNA. RefSeq lists its product as uncharacterized. The record is from RefSeq and is a predicted model, not a curated record. NCBI's taxonomy places the organism in Eukaryota, Viridiplantae, Streptophyta, Magnoliopsida, Solanales, Solanaceae.